UAUUCUAAAAAUACUAGAGUAUGAAAUUACUAAGACAAGUUGUAUUUGGUAGUAAUUUGAUUAGAUAUAAAAAUACAUCUCCAAAAAUGAGGAUUGAAAAGAUGACUCCAAUAAUACAAUGCUCUGAUGAGUUGUCCAGUAUGAAAGCUGCAGAGUAUGUGAUGAAUGGUCACGUCAUAGCAGUGCCCACUGACACUAUAUAUGGGCUAGCUUGCAGUGCAAACUGUCCUGAGGCUAUACAAAAACUGUAUACCAUAAAAGGUAGAGAUUCAGCUAAGCCUGUAGCUAUAUGUGUAACAUACAUUACAGAUGUAAGAAAAUGGGGAGAAGCUGAACAUUUAAGUGAUCAGCUGUUGCAACACCUGCUCCCGGGGCCUGUUACUGUGGUGUUAACAAAAACCAAAAACUUAGACAAUCCUUAUUUAAAUCCAUCCACUAUGAAGAUUGGCAUAAGAAUACCUAACCAUGACUUCAUUAAUAAGAUGACGAAAAUUUUUAACAUGCCAGUUGCACUGACAAGUGCCAAUUUUAGCAAUGAACCAUCCACUCUGUCCAUAAAAGAAUUUGAACAUUUAUAUGAUCACCUUGGUGCAGUAUUCGAUGGAGGGAUCCUCAGUAAAGGCUUGGAUCAGAAUAGAACUGGCUCCACAGUCAUAGAUUUAUCAAAUAAAGGGUUCUAUGAAAUCAUAAGGCGAGGUAUUUCUUAUGAAAAAGUUAUAGGAAUUUUAGAAAGCUUUGGGCUUAAAAACAUUGUUUAAGUUAUGUUAUUCUGUGAUAAUGUGUGUGUAAUAAAAAUGUACUGUAAUUCUAUUAUUUUUAAUAAAAAAUCUAUUGGCUGUGGUUGUGCUAAACACAUACAAAAUAACAGAGUGUGGUGUAACAGAACAUUGCA
Manduca sexta (tobacco hornworm) is the source of this 892-nucleotide messenger RNA. RefSeq names its product yrdC domain-containing protein, mitochondrial (gene Tcs1). The record is from RefSeq and is a predicted model, not a curated record. Gene Ontology annotation, cellular component: cytoplasm. Gene Ontology annotation, molecular function: double-stranded RNA binding; tRNA binding; nucleotidyltransferase activity. Lineage: Eukaryota; Metazoa; Arthropoda; Insecta; Lepidoptera; Sphingidae. The transcript has a single exon. Bases 21 to 758 code for a protein of 245 amino acids. Gene Ontology annotation, biological process: regulation of translational fidelity.